CCUUCCUCUAGGCCUUCCGCGUCGUUCCUGAAUCCACAAAAGUCUUCCUUCCCUUUCGCUGCCUUAGUACGUGCUUUGCAAGCAGCCUUCAUCGCAUACAUCAACAAAGCUCCUCGCUGCCUUCUCUCCGUCUCUCCAUCAACAUACAUUAUCCGCUUUGUAUUGUCUGAACGGUAGCACGGCGCCGCAUCCAUCCAUCCACAUCCGCUGAUACAUUUCUACCCUCGUGUCAACGAAAUCGGUGCAUCUGUUAAUCUGCACACAACCGCCGUUUCGACAACUUUACGUAUCACCAUCGACCGCUGAAAUGGCUGUGAUUUGGGGCCUCGACCUGCGUGAGAUCCAAUGGUGGAAGUUCAAGGGCUCUUACAUGUGGAACAACGAAUAUCACCUGCGGCGAACGAAGUUCAUCGUCUAUCAAAUCGCCAUGAUUUUCUGCGUUGUCUCGGAAUCCCUCGGCACAGCUGCAUUGUCAGACUAUAUCGACCAACAAGACUAUGUCGAGUCGAGAAAUCCAGGCACCAUCUUUCUUCACAAUGACGACUUCAUCGGCGCGGCCUCGUAUAACAUUUUCGUUGGCGUCUUCGUAGCUACCAUAUUCGGUGCCGGCUUCUUCUUCGAUCUCUUCUGGCCCGAACGACAUGAAUCCCGCCCCGUCAAGCUGGCAUGGCGUAUCUGUGCCAUCCUCGCCUCCAUUUUCGCCCUCUCGACCGCCCUGACGUUGACGAUAAUCGUUGCGACGCAUGAAGUAGGCGUAACUGGGCCUAAUAAGGAUCGGGGAAAGGCCGAGGCGAAAAACCGUGGACUGACUCCCUUUGAAUACCGCAAGAAUGGGCGUGCAAUUGCGAGUGUGGUGUUCAUCUGGCCUGGAUUCCUCGGUACAGUGGCAAGUACCGUUUUUCUGUGGACGAGCUACGCUCACAAUGAAAAAUUCGGCCCCAAGUCAACCCACGCUCGUGGUGAACCUUCCCCCAAAGACGUCGAGAACGUUGAGAUGGAAUAAGUCAGGGAUAGUCUUUUAGUUUGAUGAUGCUGUAAUGGGAAAAAAAA
This is a messenger RNA of Mytilinidion resinicola, 1050 nucleotides long. RefSeq lists its product as uncharacterized. Bases 308 to 1003 code for a protein of 231 amino acids. Lineage: Eukaryota; Fungi; Ascomycota; Dothideomycetes; Mytilinidiales; Mytilinidiaceae. The transcript has 3 exons. The record is from RefSeq and is a predicted model, not a curated record.